Messenger RNA from Clonostachys byssicola, 1974 nucleotides. Lineage: Eukaryota; Fungi; Ascomycota; Sordariomycetes; Hypocreales; Bionectriaceae. The record is from the annotation of a GenBank genome assembly.
AUGACAACGGCCAAUGCGAGACUCUCGAAGCCAAGGCAAAGCUUGCAGCCAGUGUCGCCGGUAACUUCACGCGCAGAAAGCGACAGCGGCUCCGUAGACGCCGGGGUCUCGCCUAUAAGCGCUCGACAUUCCCGCCUACCAAACUUUGACGCUGACAAGCAAGUGGAAGCUGGGUUCACCACAUACGGCGACUAUGAGGCACCAAGACAGCCGAAGAGCCCCUCUGGCUUCUUGGCGCAUAUAUGGGCAUGGAUAGAGGAGCUGAUUUGGUGUCUACUCAUUGUCGUGAUCUUCGUCGUGCUUGUGGUCGUUCUUUCGCAGUACGACAACAAGCAUAUGCCGAACUGGCCCAUGGGACUCACGCUCAAUACGCUGGUUGCGUUUCUAGCGACUGUCUGCCGAGCCAUGACUUUGGUGCCAAUCAUCGAAGGUGUCUCUCAGUUGAAAUGGAAUUGGUUUGCUACGAAACAGCGAUCUCUCAGAGAACUAUAUUUGUUUGAUCAGGCCAGUCGUGGGCCGCUUGGCGCGUUGCGUCUGCUCCCUAAAACAAGGGGAAGGUUUGUACUUCUGAUGGUGCUUGCAACCUUGAUUUACGCAUUGGGCCUGGUCACUUCUUUCCUCACACAAUCCGCAAUUGCCUAUCGCUACCAGUCCGUGCAAGGAACAAAAGAGAACUGUAACGCGGGGUCAGCCCGAUCAUAUCCCAUGGCUCUGAGGGAGUCUGGUAUUGAAGACCAGGAUCUUCUAGAUGCCAUUACCAACUCGGCAUAUCAAGCAACCUUCCUCCCCUUUAACGAGUCUUGGCCUGCGCCCGGGCCUGUCUGCUCCUCGUCUGGCUGCAGAUGGGAGCCUUUUAGCUCGCUGGCUGUGUGUGUUAGUAUGGCCAACGUGACCAGCCGUCUUUCCGUCAAGAAAGGAAACACGUCAAAUUUAGAGACGACAUUCAAUGUUUCUUUACCAAAUAACAUCGCCUACGUCAAGCACUCCACAUACGACAAUGAGGCCAUCCGAGAGAUUGUCAACAUGACAUCUCCCGGAACCAACCUUGAAUACAACGCCCGAUUGGCGAAUAUGAGCCAAUCCCAGCUGAGUCUUGAAGAUUUCCCUUAUGCUCCAUUUCCCGACGAGCGGGUUUCAUUCGCCAACGCCAGCAACUCGGACUUGCUCCGGGCUACAUUUUCCCAGUUCUUUUUCAUAUACAGCAACUACAAUCCAGACGAAAAGUACAGGUACCGGGCCGUGGAACUUCUUUAUCAUUUCUGCGUCAACGAAUAUUCUGUGUCAGUUAUAGACGGCACUGCCAGAACCACCGUCACAAAUACGACAACCCGAAUUGGAGAAAUUGAGAGAUUCUCGCCAACGGGAAGCAACGGUAAUUCCUUCACUCUAGAGAACAAAGACAGCAGCCAGACCUACAACAUUACGGCGGUCUGGUCAUAUGCCAGACUUCCAGACUACUUUCGACAGGCCUUCUCCGGAGGAUGGUCCUCCAGCUGGCAAAGUGGCAGAGCAUCCAUAUUCAAUAGGAGAUUUGGGAUGGCUCUGUAUAAUGAAAUUAACACGAAUACAUCCAGUACAGAGUUCGACAGAAAAACUUGGGAUAACCUAGAGCACUUUACCUCGAGGAUAGCGGACGCCAUGACAUCCUAUAUUCGGACAAACGACCAGUUGGGCGGCAUGACUGGAGAUAUCAUGGAUCUCCAGCAGUAUGUGGAGAUUCGCUGGGGCUGGAUGGCAUUCCUGGCCGCACAAAUCACCAUCACCAUCAUAUUUCUCGUAUCGGUCAUGAUCCACACAGCAAUAUUGGAAGUUGGCAUCGUAAAGAGUGCCAACACAGCAGAGCUAUUCGCCUUACAGCAGGGCGAACGUGGGGAAAUGAAGGCAGCAAUUGGGAUCCAGACCUUUGUGGAUCCAGCGUGGAAGGCGAAGCUCGUGAACGAUGGAGGCUGCGGAUGGAAACUAAAGAUAGAUUAA